Neofelis nebulosa (Clouded leopard) is the source of this 2736-nucleotide messenger RNA. It is a transcript of the gene DELE1, whose product is annotated as DAP3 binding cell death enhancer 1. Gene Ontology annotation, molecular function: protein binding. Lineage: Eukaryota; Metazoa; Chordata; Mammalia; Carnivora; Felidae. The coding region runs from base 222 to 1778 and encodes 518 amino acids. The transcript is spliced from 13 exons. The record is from RefSeq and is a predicted model, not a curated record.
CGGGCCCACGUCCAUGCCCUUGCCGCAGUUCACCUCCCCGCCAGCCCCCACUUCCUUUCGCGCAGCGCCGGUCUUCCGGCUAGGCUCCUUUCUAAUUGGCUGGCUGGAAGCUUCCUCGGGACUCGGCCGUCCGGAGGGCGCGACAGCGGCCUCUCUAGCCGCCGCCCGUAGGUCUGGCCUCGCUCUUUGGACUGCGAGCUCUCUAUGCUGUUGGCGACGACAUGUGGCGCCUCCCGGGACUCCUGGGCAGAGCUCUUCCCCGUCUGCUGGGACCCGGCUUCCGGGGGCUGACUCCAAAGUCUACCAACCCAAAUGAGCCUCAGGCUGCCUCCUCCACUCUGCUGGUCCCUGUCCCCAGCUUUGACAGGUCAGGCCCCCAUGGCCCAGGCCCAGGCACGAACAGGGGCCCAAGGUCUCAUGGAUGGAAGGAUGCCUUCCAGUGGAUGUCUGCCCGUGUCUCCCCAAACACCUUGUGGGAUGCCAUAUCAUGGGGCACUCUGGCCGUGCUGGCCCUGCAACUGGCAAGGCAGAUCCACUUCCAGUCGUCCCUGCCAGCAGGACCUCGACAAGCAGAGCACUGCUCUUGGCGCAGACCCCUGGACUGUUUCCUCUCAUCUCCCUUGUGGCAUCCGCGCUCCUCACUCCGGAGGCACAUUCUCCCCAGCCCUGAUGGCCCAGCUCCCAGGCACACUGGCCUUAGUGUACCCAGGCUGGGCCAGGAAGAACCCUCCACUCGGCCUGAGAACCUCUCUUCGUACAGCUCCUUGAGGGCAUCUGGUCUUCAGGGUCUCUCUGAAGAAGACCCUAGUGAUCUCGGCUUCCUGCAUGCCAGCAGUAGCUUCAGAUCCGGGGCAAAGCCAGCCCAGCCUGUGCCCACCGGACAAAAGCAGGAACAAGAUAAAUCAAAAACUCUUUCCCUCGAGGAGGCUGUGACUUCCAUUCAGCAGCUCUUCCAGCUCAGUGUUUCCAUUGCUUUCAACUUCCUGGGGACAGAGAACAUGAGGAAUGGGGACUACACGGCAGCCUUUUCUUACUUCCAGAAAGCAGCAGACCGUGGCUACAGCAAAGCACAGUACAAUGUGGGCUUGUGUCAUGAGCAUGGCAGAGGCACCCCCAGGGACCUUGGCAAGGCAGUUCUUUUUUACCAGCUGGCUGCCAGCCAGGGUCACCGCCUGGCUCAGUACCGUUACGCCAGGUGCCUGUUGCAAGGCCCAGCCUCCACUUGGGAUCCUGAGUGCCAGAGGGCAGUGUCCAUGCUUAAGCAGGCUGCACACUCGGGCUUGAGAGAGGCUCAAGCUUUCCUCGGGGUGCUUUUCACCAAGGAGCCACACCUGGAUGAGCAGAGAGCUGUGAAAUACCUUUGGCUUGCGGCCAACAAUGGGGACUCACAGAGCAGAUACCACUUGGGAAUUUGCUAUGAGAAGGGCCUUGGUGUGCAGAGGAAUCUGGGAGAGGCUAUAAGAUGUUACCAGCAGUCAGCGGCUCUGGGCAAUGAACCUGCCCAGGAAAGGUUGCGGACCCUCUUUUCCAUGGAAGCAGCGGUUAAAGCCCUGGGGCCCAGCGACUUGGCAGUUAAAGGAUUGAAGUCCUUCUCCAGCCCCUCCCUCUGCAGCCUCAACACCCUGCUGGCGGGAGCCUCACGCCUCCCACAUGCCUCGAGCACAGGGAACCUUGGCCUCCUCUGUAGAAGUGGGCGUCUCGGAGCCAGUCCCAGGGGAGCUCUUCCCCCACACAACUACCCUUUGGAAAGGAGUCUCGUCAGACUGGGUUUUGGCUAAGAUUUACAGUGUACAUCAGCAUCUUUAAGGUUCCAAGAAGUCCUGCAGUAAAGAACUUGGUUAACCCCAUGUUUGCCAGCCUGAGCCAAGCACAGAGCCCAGCCACACACAGAUUGCCGAUCAAACUUCCUGGGGCACCUUCUGUAAAAUGUCAUUUCCUGCCCUCCUGUGGGACCCUACUCUCCAGUCUCCUCCCCUCCUCUUGUCAUUUUGGCUUACCGAUUCCUUCUGGGGAAGGAGUGGCAGUUCAGACAGCCGUGGGACAGCGGGCGUCCCGUGUUGAGGGCCAGAUGCAGCUCUCCUUCCCCCUCAGUAAUUACAAGUUAAGUACUGAUUCAAUUUGGGGUGCUAAACGUGGAGGUAGGAUAUUUUUAAGCUCUCCUUGUGGAAAGGCAGGAUGGAAGAGUCGUGAGAGCAAUGUUGUCAAGGGACCAGAAAUCCUUGGCUGUUCAGUCACUGCGGUCUCCGUCCAUCCCCAAGGGGUGGGCCUUCAUCCACAGACCCAGGCACUGCUGUGCUUUCGCCAUUACAAUUCCAUUGUUAAUGACUUGUCAUCAGUGCCCUGAAAGGAAAUAUGAGGUGGGGAGGACAGGGGAGUGGCCCCUGCCUGGGUUAGGUACAGGGUGACCCAAGUUUUAGGACCUGGUGCCCUUCGGCAGUGAGACUUUUGUGCGAGGCUGUGCUGACUCAGUUCCCUUAUCCAGAGAUGUUGCUUUCAGGGAUCCGUGACACAGUACAGACAAGGCUGUUCGAUUCAUUAUAUCUUCAGUGCUAAUACAGUGCAGGGUGCUUAGUAAAUGUUCAGUAAAUAUCUAUUGAAGGAAUGAGUGAUUUUAUGCAUUGCCCCCUUUCCACCCAGUUCCUUGCACCAAGCCUACCUAGCACAUAGUAAGUGCUUUAAAUAUUUGUUGAAUCCAUGAUUCUGUAUACUCCCCACUGGAAGAAGUAGCUUCCAGUG